This is a messenger RNA of Alternaria atra, 1335 nucleotides long. RefSeq lists its product as uncharacterized. Gene Ontology annotation, biological process: regulation of transcription by RNA polymerase II. The transcript is spliced from 2 exons. The record is from RefSeq and is a predicted model, not a curated record. Gene Ontology annotation, molecular function: DNA-binding transcription factor activity, RNA polymerase II-specific; RNA polymerase II cis-regulatory region sequence-specific DNA binding. Gene Ontology annotation, cellular component: nucleus. Bases 1 to 1335 code for a protein of 444 amino acids. Lineage: Eukaryota; Fungi; Ascomycota; Dothideomycetes; Pleosporales; Pleosporaceae.
AUGCUGAUCAAGAUACAGGAUGGGUAUGGUCCACCGGCAGAGUACUACCACAAUGGGCCGUACAACGGCAUAUCGAAUGAUCAGGCCCUGUUCUCGCCACCGACGCCAAGAUCCACAAACGGUGAUGAUUCUGGGCGUAGGACGACCCGCAGUGGACGAGCCACGACAUUGUCCAGCUCUCCACGUCGGAACGAGAGUAGCCCUCGACCGAAAGCGACGCCAAGAGCUAAGAAGGCGAAAGCACCGAAGAACGAAAAGCACAAGACGCCCAAACUGACUGCACCGCUGAGCAUUCUGACGAAAGAGCUGCAUCAUAUCCAGGUCAAGAACAUGGAGGAGUGGGUGAAUAGGCCAGCGGACGUUAGAAGGCGCGAAGUGGAGAAGAGGAAUGGAUACAUCACUCGUCCCAUGAACUCAUUUAUGCUGUAUCGGUCGGCGUUUGCGGAAAGGGCCAAGUCAUGGUGUCUUCAGAAUAACCACCAGGUCGUAUCGUCAGUAGCGGGAGAGAGCUGGCCUCUGGAGCCACCGGAGAUUCGCGAGCUGUACAACGAAUACGCAAAGAUCGAGAGGAUCAACCACCAAAACGCACACCCGACAUAUAAGUUCUCGCCUAGCAAAACAGCAGUUCCGGCUCGGAAACGAAGAAGCGAAUGGUCUGAGGAUGAAGAACCUAGCGACCUUGACGACGCCGAAUGGGCUCCCGGUAGUGGCAGAUCUCGCUCCCGACAGGCUAGGAGAGUCGACCGAUCGUUCAGUUAUCCGUCAAGUGGUGUUGCUGCAGAGUACUUUGAUCACUCGUUCGGCCCGAAUGGCAACGGUAUCAAUCGAUCCUCCUGGGAAAUGACGAACGAAGGAAGACCGAUGCCGAUGCCGAUAAGCCACAAUGAGCUGUACAACCAGUACUAUCAGACUGCCGCCUAUCCAAACAUGCACAUUAGUCCAGGUUACGCAGACGACAUGCACAUGAGGAGGGUAGACACACCAUCAUCUUCCAUGCAGUUCCACUCGAACCCGUCAAUGCUGGGAUUGCCUGGAGGGAAUACGAAUGAUCUUCUGCUACAAUCAAAUCUGGGCACACCAUUCGACGAGGGGCAGCUGGAUCCCAUGCUGUUGGCCUACGACGGAGGUAACCACUCGGAUAUCGACCCUGCAGCGCUGCAGAACAACGUAUACCGGAACGUCCAUCCGGACAUGCAAGAAGAGAGGCUUGAGCAACACAACCUUGGCGGGUUGCUGGAUCUUCCGCCCGAUGAGUACCAAUCCUGGCAGUCAGACCCAACCAUGGUGUCGCUCGAACAAGAGUCGGAGUUCGAUAAAUGGAUGGGCGAGCAGUGA